GACCCCUUAGACUGUGCGGCCUGUUUGCAUGCAGUCGGAAGCCUGCCGCAGGCGGUCCUACACAGUUAUUUCUCCGCCGCGGACCACAAUUGCAGCGGCAGCAGAGAGGCGAAGUUUUUGGACUCCAUCCGGAAGGCCGUGUUGGUGGAGUUCGCCGCGCUGCGGGGCUCCAGCGGGAGCGUGCUGCGCAUGCGGGAGUUCGCGCAAAUCCUGUUCAAUUUGGGCAAAAUUCGGGCGCUUCUCGCGUGCCACCGGGACGACGAGUUGGUCUCGUCCGACCGGCCCGGCCAGAACUUGUUUCGCAUUGACGAACAAGGUUGGCGUGAGCUGGGACACCUACUCGCCGCGAAGUUCGACGGCCUCAGCUCGGUCCCGUCGCCCGGCGAGCAGACGCUGUGCCACCUGAAGUCCCUCGACGUCGCGCACAUCUG
This is a messenger RNA of Amoebophrya sp. A120, 431 nucleotides long. Lineage: Eukaryota; Dinophyceae; Syndiniales; Amoebophryaceae. The record is from the annotation of a GenBank genome assembly.